CUGUCCCGCUUGGUCCUCCCUGUUUCACGGGUCUUUGUUCAUGAUCUCCUAAAUCCCACCCACUUGAAAAUGAAGAAAAGAGUAAGAAAAAACACGCGCUCGCAAAGAAACCUUGCUUUCCUGUAACCGGGACCAGAGUAGAGUCGUUAAAGUGCAUGCAGGACUGACCUCAUGAUGGAGGCGGACAGUUGUUUGUCUUUCUCUUCGCAGCCAAACCGGACACGACUGAAUAACUCUCCCGGUUUGGAUCAGAAUAGUUCUGGAGGUUCGUUCCUUCCCUGCGAUGAACUACAGAAAAGUACACAUCUUCCUCUCGCUCACCGUCUGAGUCUCCAGGGUGACUUCAACUACUCAAGCUCCAUGGGACGGUUUAACGACGGCGCGCCCGCGGACUUUACGCACGGGGCAGCCUCCACGAAUCCUCGCGCCUUGCCCAACAAACACAACAAAUACAUGGAAAAUAUUAAUCAGGACCAAAAGGUUUUAUCAGUAAGCGGGAAGGGCUCGUUUUAUGAAAAUUACUCGGAGGCCAGAGAGAAGGCGGGUCCCAAGCCCAUGGGCUAUCCCGUGAUUGGCUCAGACUGCUGCAUCAAACUGAAGGAGCCAACCAACGGUCUCCAACCAGGGGACUCCAUAGCAGACUCAAUCGACCUAUCGGGCAAGAACAAGAAACGUCGUAACCGCACCACCUUCAGUACCUUCCAGUUGGAGGAGCUGGAGAAGGUGUUUCAGAAGACUCACUACCCUGACGUUUACGCCCGGGAACAGCUGGCCCUCAGGACCGAACUCACAGAGGCCCGUGUACAGGUAUGGUUCCAGAACCGCCGGGCCAAGUGGAGGAAGAGAGAACGCUACGGGAAGAUCCAGGAGGUGCGAAACCACUUUGCUGCUACGUAUGAUAUCUCUACGUACCAGAUGCAGAGCAACCUGUGGCCAGGUGCAGGAGGGGGUGGGGGGUCUGGCGGGAGCUGUGUCCUGGGCCCUGACACCAUGUCUUCCUCCUGUAUGAGCCCUUACCCCCAUCCCCACAGCAACCUCCCCUCUGUGGGCUUCAUGGGCAUGCCCCCGUCCUCCAGCCACCCGCACCACCCUCACCAUCACCCCCAACACCACCCUGGCAUCAACGGCCUCUACUCCCUCCACAGCUUCCCUGGGGCCCUCGGGGGCCAGUCCUUUGAGCCGGGGCCCGAGACAGAGUAUAAGUCAUCCAGCCUGUUGGCCCUGCGGAUGAAGGCUAAGGAUCCUGGGAGUCUUCUAUCCAGGCCUACAUGACCACCACAGUGUCAGGGUCAGAUCCCUACUAUGUACUGACUGAGCUAAUGCAUUCACACACACAUUCCAACACAAUCUUGUAUACUAGCGACCUGAUGGAUAGUUAUGGCCACAUGUAUGUGUUCCUGCAUGUUGAAAUAACAGCAGAAGUCAAAACUCUACACGCAUGCACACACACACACACACACACACACACACACACACACACACACACACACACACACACACACACACACACACACACACACACACACACACACACACACACACACACACACGUAUAAUUAACCUUCAGGGGACACAUAAUUCAGUCCCAUUCAGAGUCCUAUGUCCUAUUUUCCCUAACCCCAAAACCUAACCUUGACCCCAAACUAACCCUAGCUGCUAACCCUGGUCGAAUACUAGCUCCUAACCCUGGUCGAAUACUAGCUCCUAACCCUGGUCGAAUACUAGCUCCUAACCCUGGUCGAAUACUAGCUCCUAACCCUGGUCGAAUACUAGCUCCUAACCCUGGUCGAAUACUAGCUCCUAACCCUGGUCGAAUACUAGCUCCUAACCCUGGUUGAAUACUAGCUCCUAACCCUGGUCGAAUACUAGCUCCUAACCCGAAAACUAACCCUCGCUCCUAACGCUAAACCAAAUUCUAACCAUAACAUUGAUUGGCUCAAACCUUGACCCUAAACCACCUAGAAAUAGAAUUUGACCUUGUGGGGACUAACAAAAUGUCCCCAGUUUGUCAAAUUCUUGUUCGAUUUAAAAUAUUCCUGUGGGGACUUCCCACAAGUAUAGUUAAACACACACACACACACACACACUUUCAACAUACACUUCCGCUACUUUCCUCCAAAUAAUGUAACAUUGCCGCAAACCCACAGACUUCAGAUCGUGACAUGACCGACCAUUUGUUUGGGUUUGUUAGGCCACCAUCAGGCACAAAACCUGCCAUUUUGCAGACAUUUUAUUCAAUCCAGAUUUGAGCAUUAUCACAAACAUAGUGAGACCAAAGAAUAUAAAAACAAUAUUAUUUAAAUAUGUAAGAUGUAGAUGUUAAUAAAGUACAGUACCAGUCAAAAGUUUGGACACACCUACUCAUUCAAGGGUUUUUCUUUAUUUUUACGAUUUUCUACAUUGUAGAAUAAUAGUGAAU
This is a messenger RNA of Salmo salar (Atlantic salmon), 2419 nucleotides long. Its product is annotated as homeobox protein aristaless-like 3. Gene Ontology annotation, biological process: regulation of transcription by RNA polymerase II. Gene Ontology annotation, molecular function: DNA-binding transcription factor activity, RNA polymerase II-specific; RNA polymerase II transcription regulatory region sequence-specific DNA binding. Lineage: Eukaryota; Metazoa; Chordata; Actinopteri; Salmoniformes; Salmonidae. The record is from RefSeq and is a predicted model, not a curated record.